Messenger RNA from Lottia gigantea (owl limpet), 876 nucleotides. RefSeq lists its product as hypothetical. Lineage: Eukaryota; Metazoa; Mollusca; Gastropoda; Lottiidae. Gene Ontology annotation, cellular component: signaling receptor complex. Gene Ontology annotation, biological process: positive regulation of kinase activity; multicellular organism development; cell surface receptor protein tyrosine kinase signaling pathway. The record is from RefSeq and is a predicted model, not a curated record. The annotation marks the transcript as partial. Gene Ontology annotation, molecular function: ATP binding; transmembrane receptor protein tyrosine kinase activity. The transcript has 6 exons.
GACAUUCCUAUUAAAAAGUUAAAGAUAGGUCGAGCCUUGGGUAAAGGUGCUUUCGGGGUGGUAAAUGAGGCAUAUGCGUAUGGUGGGACUAGUUUUGAUAAUAAAACAUUCAAAGUUGCUGUUAAAAGAAUAAAAGAUACAGCUUCUGGUGAUGAAAUAAAUUCUUUAAAACAGGAACUUGAGCAAAUGAAAUUGAUUGGUUCUCAUGCAAAUAUCAUAAGUUUGUAUGGUUUCUGUAAAUUUAGAGGUCAAAGCAUGAUAAUAAUGGAAUUGGCCGAGUUAGGAGACCUAUUGACCUAUCUAAAAGAAAAAUGCUCAAAUAGUCAUAAUUACGUCAGUGUUUCUGCUGAUGGAAAUAUUUCUGAAGAAGAAACGAAACAAAUCACAGAAGAUGGAGAAUUAAUGUCGUUUGCUUGGCAGGUUGCUAAGGGAAUGAGUCAUAUGGAGAGUCUGAAGUGUAUACAUCGCGAUUUAGCAGCCAGAAAUGUUUUGUUAGCAACGGGUCCAGUAGCUAAAAUAUCAGAUUUUGGUUUAUCACGAGAUGUCUAUGAAAAUGGUUACUAUUUAAAAGAAACUAAGGGUCGACUUCCAUUUAAAUGGUUGAGCCCAGAAGCCUUGUUGUGGGGUCAGUUCAGUAGUAAAGGUGACGUGUGGUCGUAUGGUAUGCUGUUAUGGGAAAUAACUACACUUGGUGCCUCACCAUACCCUGGAAUUCCUGCUGAAAAUAUGGCCGAUCUCCAUCGGUCGGGAUAUAGAAUGCCUAGACCACCUAAUUGUCCAAAAGAUUUAUAUGACAUAAUGCGAGGUUGUUGGAAUGAAGAUCCGAGAAAAAGACCAACAUUUUUAAAAUUAUGUGAAUUGAUGGAAAAUUUAUUA